This is a messenger RNA of Diatraea saccharalis (sugarcane borer), 2730 nucleotides long. Lineage: Eukaryota; Metazoa; Arthropoda; Insecta; Lepidoptera; Crambidae. The record is from the annotation of a GenBank genome assembly.
AUGGGUCAACUGCCCGAGGAUUCGGACGACGAUGUGGAAGCGGCGUACAUCUCUAGCGAUGAGUCCGCCCAUGCUGUGGACCUCGCUGAGAGAUUACGAGUAAAACCCUCAAGGGAUAUUUGGGAACUAGAUGAAAUCAACUAUUCUUUGGAUCAACUACCACACGCUGAAGAAAUAGCAGCUUUGAUAGAUACCGGACAAUAUGAACAAGUUAUAUCUUUUGCAAUCCAAACAGACAAAAGCGUAGGAGUUGUGACUGCUGGACUGUGGGCCUGCUGGCAAGGAAGGAGUUCUUUACUAGAAAAAUUGUUACGUUUAGGAUUAGAUCCGAACUCUUCAGACGAUGCUGGCAGGACUUGUUUACAUUUGAGCUGUUUAGUAGGGAGCGAAGAAUGUGUCAAAUUACUUCUAUAUUAUAAAGCGGAUCCUAACAGAUGGGAUACAUCGAGUGAAAGGAGGGCCACACCUUUGCACUGUGCUGCAAGCGCUAAAUCUUUAGCUUGCGUAAAGGUGUUGUUAAAUCACGGCGCGGACGUGAACGCAGGUCUAACCGAACGGUCUCCGUUACACUAUGCUGUGCUGAGUGACGCAGCGGAAGUCGUCCAGUUAUUGUUGGAAGCGGGCGCUUGUCCAGAUACACCACAGGUCUUUACAGAAACUCCGCUACACGUGGCAGCUUCUUUAGGUUCACCUUUGUGUACUAAACUCUUAUUAGAAGCAGGGGCUGACGUUCGCGCUGCCCUAGGUCCUGGUAAAGCAACUGCGUUACAUCUAGCUGCUGAAGAUGGUCAUGCCGAGUGUGCUCGGCUCCUUCUUAACCAUGGAGCUCGAAUUGACUGGCCCAAUUUUAGAGGACAGACUCCGCUUCAUCUUGCGGCUUUGGCUCAAUCUGUGGAAGUAGUAGAGUUAUUGGUAUCAAGACGAGCAGAUGUUAAAGCUAGGGAUAGUGAUGGCCGGACUCCUCUUCAUGGUGCCAUAGUGAGAGGAGCUCGCGCGUGCGAUGUGGCCAGAUUACUGUUAUCAGUUGGCGCUGACCCUAACGCUCCAGACAACUUUGGAUAUACUCCAUUACAUAUAGCUGCUCUUAAUGAAUUUUCAGCUUGUGUGUUAUUGUUGCUUGAUUACGGCGGUGACGUGACACUACGCACGAAUGGCGGCGUUUCAGCCCUUUCAUUUAUAGUACGUCGUGUGCCAGAUGUAAUCCCCCGUUACCUGUGCAAGUUUGAUGACGCCGUCCACGUAAGCGAGCACGAAUUGGGAGACGUGGAUUGCGAACUCACUAUCGACUUUAGGCCGUUGGUACCAUGCCUUUCUAGGGGAGAAGCAGAGCUACUAUUGGCAUUUAUCGAGGUUGGGCGGAAAGACGUUUUGAAACAUCCUGUAGCUGAAACAUUUUUGUUCUUGAAAUGGCGUCGUAUACGAAAAUUUUUCGUUUUAAGUUUUAUUUACCAUGCAUUAUUCAUAUCGUUAUACAGCAUUUAUAUUUUACAGAUAUAUCUCUGUGAAGACGUAACAUGUGAUGUACCAGCGUAUGUACGACCAAUUCAGUAUCUCAUUAUCAUAUUAAAUCUAUGUUUUAUGUGUAAAGAAAUAUUUCAAGCAUGCUUAGAUUGGUCGGCUUAUAUUCGUCAAUGGGAAAAUUGGCUACAAUGUUUGAUUAUUCUUGGUGUCUUUUUAUGUACAAUCCCUUGGGGUAUAGAUAAUGGCGUAGUAAUUAAAGGGAAUACGUCAAAUUGGCAGCAUGAUAUUGCAGCUGUCACUAUAUUCUUUUGUUGGCUCGAACUAAUGAUGAUCAUCGGCCGGUUUCCAACAUUUGGUUUAUAUGUCCAAAUGUUCACAACAGUUUCUGUAAAUUUUGCCACAUUUCUCCUCGCUUAUAGCUGUCUUUUGAUAGCAUUUGGCCUGGCAUUUAGUGUUCUAUUUAGUAAUUAUCCAGCUUUUCACUUGCCGGCUGGAUUCGUAAAAACAGUGAUGAUGAUGUCUGGAGAACUCGAAUAUGAAGACAUUUUUUACAAUAAUGGCGACGCUCAGAUUCAGUACCCUUUGACAGCUCAUGGGAUGUUCCUGAUAUUUGUACUGCUUGUGACCGUAAUACUGACAAAUCUAUUAGUUGGUUUAGCAGUUAGUGAUAUCCAGGCUCUUCAAGAAAGUGCUGGGCUUAACCGCUUAAUACGACAGACACAGCUAGUUGCCCAUCUUGAGAGUAUGUUGUUUAGUUCGAUGCUAUCUUGCGCACCUCGCCAACUAUUAGCAGUUCUUCGAUGGGGGGCAUUAUUGACCGCAAGUCAAACACGAACUUUAAACAUCAGGCCAAAUGACCCCAGAGAAAAUAGGAUUCCAAAAGAUUUGAUCUCAUCUAUAUAUAAAAUGGUUGCCAGUAGAAAAGUUAUAAAACGAAGUGUCCGAAGAAACAACAACUAUGAAUGUCAAAUUAAAAAGUGUAAGGAAAGUGAAGAGAAUGUUCAACAACAAGUCAAAAGGAAAAGCUACCUUUUCGAUCGUUUUUCAAACGAAGGCCAGCAAAUUGAAAGGCGAAAAAAAACUUCAAGUUCUAUAGAAAGCAGAAACAGACCAGUCUCUUUGACUAUAAGUGGCAUACAAGAAAUAUGCAUGGUCGAUAUAAAAAAUCAACUAGCGGAACUGUCAAAAAAAGUAACGAAAUUAACAGAGUCUACAGAAAACAAAUUGAAAGUAAUUGAAAACAAACUGAAUGAUAUACUACCUCCUUGA